AUGCUUGGAUCUCUAAUUAAUGGUGUAAAAUCUGCAAUAGGAUCAAUUGGUGGAUUAACAAAUAUGAAUGUUGGAAUAGAAAUACCUGGUUUUGUAAAAAAUAUGUUUUCUAAAAAUCCAACUCAAUCAAAAUCAUCGUCAAAUUCAUUUAAGGCUGAUUCAGAUAGACCAAAGUUUAUCAAAAAGGAGGAUGAAGGUGAUUCAGAAUCAUCUAGUGGUGGUAAUAGUGAAAAAGAUAAUGAUGAGAAUGAUGGUGAAGAUUCUGGAGCACAUAAAAAUAAACGUGGUAUUCCAGCACAAGAUAAUGAAUUCAUGGUGCUUAAAAAAAAAUUGAUAGAAGUUUGUAAUAUUUUAAUGAGCAUUGAUCAUAAAGAGGCAUUAAAAUUACCAAGUAUUGUAGUAAUCAGUAGUCAAAGCUCUGGCAAAAGUUCUGUAUUAGAAGCAAUUGUUGAAGAAUAUGGUGAAUUUUCUCAACUUGGAUUAGGAAAAAUACAUGAUUUUUUACAUAUACAACAAACAUUACAUGAUCUUAAUUUGGCAGCACCAGAGUCUGAAUGUGUUUCCAACAAACCAAUUGAACUUCAUAUCUAUUCACCCAAUGUUCCUGACUUGACUUUAAUAGAUUUUCCUGGUUACAUUCAAGUCACAAAUAAAAACCAACCUGAAACUUUAAAAGAAAAAAUUGUUGAAUUAUGUGAGCAAUAUAUCAGAGAGCUAAAUAUUAUAUUAGCAGUAUGUUCUGCUGAUAUAUAUUUGGCAAAUUCAGAAGCUUUAAAAGCUAUUGAACCAGAAAUUGGUGCAAGUAUAUUAAGAAACACCGAUUAUCCAUUACAUCUAGGUUAUAUUGGUAUCCAAAUUGGUACUGGAACUUUAUGUAGGAAACUUAUGGAAGUGUUGGAGGAAAAUAUGGCAAAAUCAUUGUUUUCAAUUGUUUCAGCAGUCCAAUCAGAAUUAGAAGAGGCUUGUUAUCAAUUUAAAGUGCAAAAACCUCAAGUUAGAAAUGAAAUACAUGCUAUGUUAGAGCAGAGAGUGCUAGAUCUUUGUGCAGAGUUGUAUUGGACAGAUAAAAGGAUUGUUGACUUGCCAAAAACACCGCCUAAUGAUCUUUAUUGGUAA
This is a messenger RNA of Entrophospora sp. SA101, 1116 nucleotides long. The record is from the annotation of a GenBank genome assembly. Lineage: Eukaryota; Fungi; Glomeromycota; Glomeromycetes; Entrophosporales; Entrophosporaceae.